AUGAGACAGUUCACGUUGGGGGUGCGGGGAGGAGGUGCCUACCUGAGCGAGAAGUGGUUUAGCCGCUGCCUGCACUUCUGCCUGGGCCGCUGGUUCCGGCCGCUGCAUUGGUGGGAGGAGAUGUGCGCCACAGGGCAGGCUUCCUCCGUGCCCUGGCAAGGGUGGGGCGCUGGAGCGCAGACGCACCAGGGCGCAGGGGCGGUCGGAGAUGGCGCACCUGGCCGCGCGGGCUACCGCUGCGUGGCGCCCGACCUCCGCGGCUACGGCGGCACCGCCGCGCCGCCCGACGUCGCGUCCUACUCCGCCUUCCACGUCGUCGGCGACGUCGUCGCGCUGCUCGACGCGCUCGGCAUCCAAAAGGUGUUCGUGGUGGGUCACGACUGGGGCGCCAUCAUCGCGUGGUACCUGUGCGUGUUCCGGCCGGACCGGGUGACGGCGCUCGUCAACACCAGCGUCGCAUUCAUGCGCCACGUCUUCAUCCGCGCCGGCGCCGCCGCCGUCAAGCCCACCGACUUCUUCCACGGCAACUACGGGCCCACCUACUACAUCUGCCGCUUCCAGCCUCAGAUUACGUAA
Miscanthus lutarioriparius is the source of this 576-nucleotide messenger RNA. The record is from the annotation of a GenBank genome assembly. Lineage: Eukaryota; Viridiplantae; Streptophyta; Magnoliopsida; Poales; Poaceae.